Messenger RNA from Closterium sp. Naga37s-1, 2811 nucleotides. Lineage: Eukaryota; Viridiplantae; Streptophyta; Zygnematophyceae; Desmidiales; Closteriaceae. The record is from the annotation of a GenBank genome assembly.
AUGCCCUUUGCUGCGUUUAUUCUGGUUGCUUGUGCCAGCUGUUUCCUGACAACUAGGACACGUGGCGAGAGCUCGUUGGUGGGCCACGGUGAGCGUCCGUCGUUUCACACGAAGUUCCCGCGCAGGCCGCGGAGCGAAGCGCGCGUGGUAGAGGCGAAUGUAGAGAAUCAGACGCUGACGAUUGGCGUGCUCACGGGGGAGGAGCUGGGGCAAGGCCCAUCGUUCCGCUCAGCCAUCCGGCUGGCGUUCGAGGAUGUUCAGGCAGACUCCUCCUUAACGUUCCCCUAUCCGCUGAGGCUCUCUUUUGGUAACACGGGAAGCACCAGGUUCCAGGCACAAGCAGCAGCACUGCAGACGAUGCUUGACGACGCGCUGCUGGUGCUGGGGCCUGAAUACUCGUCCCAGGCUCACAGCAUUAUCGACCUGUGCCGCGACUACCAGGUGCCGAUGCUGAGCUUCUCGGCAACGGAUCCCACACUGUCAUCCAAAGGGCAGUUCCCCUACUUCGUGCGUCUGAGCCACAGCGACCAGAUGGAGAUGGAGGUGAUAGCGGACAUACUGCAGUACUACCAGUGGCACCAGGCCAUCAUGAUCUAUUCAGACGAUGAGUUUGGGCACAAUGGCAUAGACGCCCUCACAAACAUCCUCAUGGCUAAGUCGCAGCAGCUGCCGCUGCAGUUCUCCAACAAGGUAGCUCUGGACCCGCGGGCCACCAAUGAAGAGAUAACGCAGCUGCUGCGCGCCAUGCAGUCCUCCGAGACCUCCGUCUUCGUCGUCCACGUCGCCUCCUCCAACGUGCUCUUCCUCCUGGACGAAGCGCAGCGCAUGGGGCUGAUGAGUGAGGGGUACGUGUGGAUAUCCACCGAGGGAGCUAUCUCCCUUCUCAUGGGCGCUAACAUGAACUCCACCUACCUCAGCUCUCUCACUGGCAUGGUGGGCACACGAGUGGCCAUUCGGGACAACCCGCGCUUGCUGGAGUUCAAGAGGCGAUGGAAGAACCUCGACACCGUCAAGUACCCCGGCUCUGGCACUGACACUGUCUCCCCCUACUCACUGCUUGCCUAUGAUGCCUUCUGGGUGGCGGCCCGUGCGCUGCACAACCUCUCCCACCUGCCAGGCGCCAGCUUUCCCUUCCGCCCGCGCCGCCCUGUUCUGCCCCCGGAUGGUGGGGGAAGCACCGAUUUUGCGCGGCUCAAAGUCAGCAAGGCUGGCGUGAGGAUAUUGGAGGAGCUUGUCAAGACUAAGAUGGAUGGAAUCAUUGGAAAGGUUGCAUUUGACAAGAACCACGACCGCGUGGGAGUGAGCUACGAGGUGGUCAAUCUGGUGGCGUCAAACUUUCAAACGCUCGGUUACUGGGAGCAGGGCAAGGGCCUCGUGGCUGCCCCUUCGAAAGAGCCAUCCAACACCACCCUCAAGCCUGCUGUGUGGCCUGGCAAUACCUCCAAGUUCCCCCGUGGCUGGUUACCAUCCAAAGGCAAGGCGUUACGCAUUGCAGUCCCGUUCGGCCCUUCGGCUGUGGAGCAGUAUGUGAGCCGCACUCCAGAUGGCAACUUCUCAGGCUUAUGUGUGGAGGUGUUUCAGCGAGCCAUGGCGCUGCUGCCGUACCCAGUGGGGUACUCACUCGUGGCAUAUGACUUCAGGGGGAGCUCCUACGAGGACCUCAUUCGCCGCGUCGCCAACAAGGAGUAUGACGGGGCGGUGGGCGACAUCACAGUCACAGCAGACCGCGCUCAGAUCGUGGACUUCACACAGCCCUUCAUGGAGUCAGGGCUGGGUCUGGUGGUGCCGGUGCUGCAGGGCGACCCAGCCAACCCCUGGGCGUUCCUGUACCCGUUCACAGGGAGCAUGUGGGCGCUCAUGAUCGCAUCCAUAGUCUUCACCGCGGCUGUCAUCUGGUACCUCGAGCACAACCAGAACCUUGACUUUGGCGGAGGGCCGUAUCACCACCAGCUCACCACCAGCCUCUGGUUUUCCUUUGCUAGCAUGGUUCGCUCACAAGAGCAGCACGUGGGCACAGUGCUGGGCCGCUUCGUGGUGAUUUCGUGGCUCUUUGUGGUUCUCAUCGUCACCUGCAGUUACACCGCCAAUCUUACCUCCAUCCUCACUGUUAACAACCUCACUCCCCCUGUACAGUCCCUGGCAGCAGUGAUCACAUCGGGCUCCGUCGUGGGCUAUCUCAACGGAUCCUUCUCCGAGCAGCACCUGCUGGGCUUUGGCGUCCGCAGGAAGCAGCUGCAGCCACUCAACAGUGUGGACGAGUACGCAGAGGCCAUGCUGAACGGCACCGUCGUGGGGGUGGUGGACGAGCGUCCCUUCCUGGAUCUCAUUCUCACGCAAGACUGCACAUUCACCACGGGGGACGCCGAUAUUUCCACCCUCGGAUGGGCCUUUGCUUUUCAGAAGGGGUCAAAUCUGGCCGUUGAUCUGAGCAAGGCCAUCGCCCAGCUGAGCGAAACAGGCCAGCUGCGAACCAUCCACAGCAACUACGUGCCUAACAACCUGACGUGCAGUGGGGACGCCAGCGGGCAAUCAUCGGAUAGUCUGGGAGUGGAGGGGUUUCAGAACCUGUUCAUUCUCUACGCUGCCAUGGCCACCUUCGCCUGCCUCAUGUACCUCGGUGUGCUGCUCUACCGCGGCCACCUCGCCAAGAAGGAGUUGGAGGAGGAGGGAGAGGAAGUGAGUGGGGGCAUGUCUGCGAUCAAGGCGAAGCCAUGGAUGAACCCUUUCAAGCACUUCAUCUACCUCUAUAACCUCGUGAGUCCAUGCACUCCUGCAGUUAUGCAUGCGUGUAGUCAUGCAUGUGACUUCUGA